Molecule: messenger RNA, 1787 nt
Organism: Capsaspora owczarzaki ATCC 30864
Lineage: Eukaryota; Filasterea; Ministeriida; Capsasporidae
Exons: 3
Coding region: 120-1691 (523 amino acids)
Biological process (GO): transmembrane transport; heme export
Cellular component (GO): membrane
Molecular function (GO): heme transmembrane transporter activity; heme binding
Source: RefSeq, a predicted model, not a curated record
CUCAUCACUCCUCCUUUAUUUACCGAAAGCAGCCAAGUGCUCACAGUCGGAACUUUGCUCGUGUUCGGGUCGAACGUCGCCCACCACAUUGACCAAAGCGAUAACGCACACUCACGCACAUGCAGAGCCCGUCAGAGUACCGCAGCACUGCCCACGACGGGCCGCUGGGCGAGACGAGAUCGCCAACGCCGGCUGGUGGUGCCGCUGACGAUGAUGGGACGCAGCUCUACACCCGCCGCUGGGCCGUGCUUGCCCUGUUUGCACUGCUCUCCUUUAGCAAUGCCGUCAUGUGGAUUACAUUCAGCCCCAUCUCGUCCAUUGUCGGCGAGUGGUACGACAAGAGCGACUUUCUCGUCAACUGCCUCUCCAUGGUCUACAUGGCCGUCUACAUCCCGCUCGUCUUUGCGUCCGGCUGGAUUUUCGACCGACCAGGCGGUCUGCGCUCUGGAACAAUCUGGGGAGCCCUUCUCAAUGCCGCAGGUGCAUGGAUCCGAUAUGGCGGCAAGGCUGCGAGCGGCUUUGCGAUUCUGAUGGCUGGUCAGGCAGUCGCGUCUGUUGCUCAGACAUUCAUUUUGGGCGUGCCAGCGCUUCUGGCAGCAACAUGGUUUGGGCCAAAGGAGCGAUCGACGGCUACUGGUCUCGGUGUGCUCGCAAACCAGGUCGGCAUUGCCUUUGGCAUGGUCCUGUCACCACAGGUGGUUGAUGUUGGCGGUGAUCUUGGCAAUUACCUUUUGGCGCAGGCUAUUGCGUGCACGGCAAUUGCCGUUGGCAUUUGCGUCUUGUUUUCCGGCAAUCCACCAAAGCCCCCAAGCCAGGCUGCUGCCAAGCAGCUGCAGCAGCAGCAAGCGCGUUCACACCACGGGACACAGGCCAACUUUUCACACGAGAGCUUGCACAAGCUUUCAGACCACGAUCAUCACGAUCACCACGACCAUCACGACGACGAGAUGAUCCACGACCCGAUUGCGGCGCGGCGAGCGCUGAUCGGGGUGACUGCGCAUUCCGCAGCUCCCCUGUCGCAAUCGACCCAGCUUUUGUCCCCAACAGCCCCCAGUGAUGGAAUGGGGUACAUUCAGGGCGUGCUACACUGUCUGAAAGACCGCGAUUUUGUCCUGUUGUUGCUCGCGUAUGGCAUCAACGUGGGCGUCUUUUACGCAGUCACGACCCUGCUCAACCAGAUUCUCACGCCCCGGUUCCCCGGCGAAGAGGUGCAGUUCGGCUGGAUUGGCUUUGUCGUCGUCGUCAGCGGCUUGGCGGGAUCGGUGCUGAGUGGUGUCUACCUCGAUCGCACCGGCCGUUUCCAGCUGACUACCAUGGUCAUCUACCUCUCCACCACCAUUGGCAUGGUGUUCUUUUCGCUCGCUGUCGAGUACACGGGGCUCGCGCCCAUCUACGUUGCGUCGGGCUUUUUGGGCUUUUUCGUAACUGCGCUCCUCCCCGUCGGGUUUGAGUACGCGGCAGAAAUCUCCUUCCCCGUCGCCGAAAGCACCUCGUCCGGGCUCGUGAAUUGCAUAUCGCAGGUGUUUGGCAUUGUAUUAAUUGUCGGCAUCGGCGAGCUCCAGAAUUCCGUCGGAGUCUCGGCGGGCAACUGGCUGCUCACUGGCGCACUUGGCCUCGGUCUUGCUGCCAUGUAUCUGACACGAGAGCAACUACGGCGGCGGCAGGUGGACAAGACGUUUGCGAUUCAAUAACGCAGCAGUUUGUUGGAUGCAUGUGUUUGCCCCCCCCCCCUGCUUUUUGUUUAACUUUCAAAUGGUUAAAAAAAAAAACCAAAAACCAAACCCGAA